This is a messenger RNA of Sitophilus oryzae (rice weevil), 4384 nucleotides long. Its product is annotated as guanine nucleotide exchange factor DBS-like. Bases 142 to 3426 code for a protein of 1094 amino acids. Gene Ontology annotation, molecular function: guanyl-nucleotide exchange factor activity; protein binding. The record is from RefSeq and is a predicted model, not a curated record. The transcript is spliced from 11 exons. Gene Ontology annotation, cellular component: cytoplasm. Lineage: Eukaryota; Metazoa; Arthropoda; Insecta; Coleoptera; Curculionidae. Gene Ontology annotation, biological process: intracellular signal transduction.
UAUUCGACCAGUGCCCUCUUUGGGUUUCUGGGGGCUGAAUGCCUCUAUUAAAGUGAAACCAUGCCCGAAGAGUGUUUUUGCGACAUAUCGAUGGCCAAAAAAGAUGACACCUAAUGUCCGUGCUGGUAUGCUGGUGAAGCUAUGGCCGAAUCAAGCCUGGAGACGCAGAUCGAUUGCUUUUUGGAGCAAUUCAAACGCAGCGCCUCCAAAGCCAUGGAGGACCGAGUCAGCUUGGAGAGAUCCAGGAGCUCCUACUUAGAAACAGAUUCUCCAGAAGAACCUCUGCCAACCUGCGAAGAAAUAGAAAUGCAAAAUACAGUUAGUUUGGAACCGUUAGGAGUAAAUGAUGUGGUUGAUAUAUUAAAGCACCAUUACGCUAUUAUCUCAGGUGGUAAAUCGAAAGACGGCAGUCCAAUCAUUACUUUUCCCGAUAAUAACAAUUUCCACAUGAUCACCGAUGCUCAGUAUCAACGGCUUAUGCUGUACUUAACGUCUGUACCUACGCUUCAAGAAGCGGAUAUGGGCUUCCACUUAAUCAUAGACAGGCGUAAAGACCGCUGGAACUCCGUUAAAGCAGUUUUACUCAAGAUUUCCGUGUUUUUUCCUGGCCUUAUCCACGUGGUGUACGUCCUUCGACCCACCAGCUUCCUUCAGAAAGCCCUUUCCGAAGUCAGCAAUAAACUAUUCAAGGACGAGUUCAAAUUCCGAAUGGUCGUACUCAGCACUGCCGAAGAACUCCACGAAUACGUCAGUCCUAACCAACUUACUGCCGAUUUAAAAGGCAGCCUCUCUUACAACCACGAAGAAUGGAUUUUUCAACGAAUUGAAUUAGAAAAUUUUUCAAACGUCACUCAACAAGUAUCGAACGCUCUUGACGAAUUCACCAAACAAGUUGACGAAACUGAACUUCCCAAUAACGUGGAUUCCACUCAGGAGCUCUUAAUAAAACAGAACGAAUCUUACUCUGAUCUAAAAAAAGAAAUAUUGUCUGCAGCUAAGAAAGGAGAGGAUCUUCUGCGCUGCAUUAAAUCAAAGAAUUCUUCCGAUAGUGACAACACUGCCUCGGACAUGACAGGAAACGUAUUCGCAGUUGAAAGAUUGCUGGUUCAGUUAGAAGAGACCGAAAAAACUUUCGAUGAGUUCUGGCAACAUCACUCGGCGAAAUUGCGACAUUGUUUAGAACUUCGUCGAUUCGAGCAAGACUUCAAGGAAUUACAAGUUAACUUCGAUUCAGCUUUAAAAACUGUCUCGGAUAUGACUGAAAUAGGCGAAACAGUUUCCAGAGUUGAUACAUUAAUAAAAGAGACCAAUUCUUUUGAGAAGAUUUGUUUAAACGAUAUUCAGAGAGCUGAAGAGGCAGUUUCUUCGGGCCAUUUACUAAUGAGAAUUAAAAAUUCUUGUCCGAUAGACUGUGUAGAACCCAAGUGCAACGAGCUUCUUAGAAUGAAAGAUAUGCUCUUAACAAGAUUGUCGAAGAGGAAGGACAUGUUGGUAAAAAAUCGAGAACUUAUGGAAGGAAUUGAAAAGGCAAACAAGUGGUGUGCUAUAGGCAGAGAUCUUUUGGCAUCGCAAAAAAUCGAGCAGUGUUCGAACUCUCCUGACUUGGCCGAAAAAUACGUAUGUGAAAUACGCGAUUUCCUCAAUACUGCUAAAGACUUUUCAUCCAACGGUCAAAAAGACUUCAAAGAACUCUUCCAAGAAAGUAUAACCCCGGAAACUAAGGCACUGGUAUCACAGGUGCUUCAGAGGAUAGAAGAUGUGGCCCUUAUGUGUGACAAAAGAUUAAACAGCUUGAGCAAAUUGGCGGUAAGGACUAAGAGACCUGUCCAAACAGUGAUGCCUGAACCGGCAGUUCCUAGGCAACCCCUUGUAGGAGCCCCGCAUCCUAAAAACUUUUCAUUUUUGAGAAAGGCAUACACCAUUCCUAAGAUGGAUUCCACUCUGGAUCACGAACCAGACAUAGUCCGUGAAGAACCACACAUUUCUCCAGAACAUGACGAGGUACAUAGGAUUAAAACCGGACAUGUGUUAAGUGAGCUGGUUGAAACAGAAAGGGUGUAUGUCACCGAGCUUCUGUCUAUUAUUAAGGGUUACAAGGAAGAAGCCCAACUUGAAGAGCAUCAACAUUUGCUUCCUUCAAACGCCAAUGAGAAGUUUGAUGUGAUUUUUGGAAACUUAGAUGACAUUUACCACUUCCACUCUGAGUAUUUUCUCAGAGACUUGGAGAAUUGCAUCUCUUCAACAGACCUAGUUGCAUUGUGUUUUGUUCAAAAGAGGGAGAAAUUCCUUAAGCUGUAUAGCUUCUACUGUCAAAAUAUAUCGAAAUCUGAACAACUCAGAGAAUGUUCCAACGAGCUCAAUCCUUUCUUCAUCGCCUGCCAGAAAAAGCUUGGCCACAAACUACCUCUAGCUGCGUACCUUCUCAAACCAGUCCAACGCAUAACCAAGUACCAGUUGCUCUUAAAAGACCUCCUCAGGUACUCCGACGAAAGCAAGUACUGCAGAGAACUGCAACAAGCCCUCGAGUGCAUGUUGGUAGUACUGAAAUGCGUCAACGACUCCAUGCACCAAAUAUCAAUCACGGGCUUCCCAGAAGAUCUCUCCCAACAAGGGGAACUCCUACUUCAAGGCUCUUUUUCUGUUUGGGUAGAAAACAAAAAAGAUAUAAGAUUGAGACUGAAACCUUUAAGAAGACAUUUAUUCCUCUAUCAAAAAGCUCUCUUAUUCUGCAAACCUGUGUCCAAAGCUGAGAGGAACAAGGCGACUUACGAAUUUAAAAAGUGCUUGAAAAUGUCAAAAGUCGGUUUGACAGAAAGCGUAAAAGGUGAUGCCAGGAGAUUUGAAGUUUGGUUGGAGGGAAGGCAAGAAGUUCAUAUUAUCCAGGCAGCGAAUUUGGAGCAGAAGCAUGCUUGGGUAAACGAAAUUAAGAAAGUAUUGUUCAAUCAACUGGAAGAAAUAAAAGGAGAAAAAAUUAAACAGUAUGCCGCUCUUACUCACAGACCUUUAAGACAGACCACGUCAUGGGAAACUCAGAAACAUGGUUCGAUGGCAGGGGCAGUUGAAGGACACCAAAGGGCCAUGAGUUGCGACGUUGAAACAGCAAACCACACAGACGAGAGUGUUGAAUGUUUGGAGGGUGGUAACUGGUCAUCUGACUGUAGUAACAGCGACGACGAUGACCACACACCUACUUCGAGAGGAAGAUUCAUAGCUUUGGCUGACUACUGUGCAAUAGGCAUCAGCGAAGUCAAUAUGAGAGAAGGGGAUAUAGUUGAAUUACUAAAAAAGGGAUGUGCUGGCUGGUGGUUUGUUAAAGUUAUUGGAAGUUCUGUGGAAGGUUGGGCUCCAGCCUCGUAUUUGGAGUGUCUGAGCAGAAAAUCGUUUCGAGGCAGCAGUAGAAGCCAGGAUAGGUUAAAUGACCAUUAGUGAUCAGUCAAUUUAAAAGACUUUGUUUCUGUACAUAAUUCGAGAUAUUGUUUUAACGUUUUAUUUGUAAAUUAUUUAUUUAUUUAUUCAUAGGUUGCGCUUGCGUAGUAUUAUGUAUGUAAAACGAUAAAAGUGAUGAUGUUUCGAGCAUAGAUUUUCCUAUUUAUUCUGGUUGAGAACUCACACCACUUACUUCAUUUUAACAAACAACAUAAAACAUAUCUAUUCGAGUAACAAGAUGAUUUGUUGACCAAAGUUAUAUUAAGUAUACUAUAAGUAGACCUGUUUUCGUUUUUUUAUUGUAAAUAUAAAUGUUAAAACUAAGUUGGAAUUACCUAAUUGUUUAAAUGCUUUUAAAUUUCAACGCUAAAAAAUUAUAUACUAUGUAUUUAAUAGGAAUUGGAUCUACAAUCUUUAAAAACAAAAAUAUCGUGCCUUUUUAACAGCCAAAUUCAAUGAAACAUUAUUUUUUUUAUCUUAAUCUUUAUUUAACUUGAGACUUCUUGUACUAUGUUUUUUUCCUAAAUAUACCAUUGACAAUAUAAAAAUUACACCAUGCCAUACUUAACGUUAAUGAAUAUUUAAGAUUAUCGAACAUUCUAAAUAUAAAAAUUCCCGAUAGAAAAUAGAUUACAGCGUUGAUUCAGGCCCUGUAGUUUUUAGGUGAUAUUACUGUUAUUCAUAUUUAAAUAAUCAAUGAAAUACCGCGCUGUAAAAUUUACCAAGUCAAUAAACAGGUAAAAUAUUGCAGUAUUACAUAAAAAAUAAUGUGCUGGACACACCUGGUGUACAUGUCAAUUUUUGUAAACCUGUGCUAAACGCAAAAUGAAUGUGCUCAAUGUAAAAAAAAAUACAUUAAUCAACGAUUGAAAUAUUGUAUUGGCUCAUUAAGUGGCACAGUAGCGAUGUAAAAAUGCAAUGUAAAAAAGGGUAUUGCAAAUAUAUUUAUUAUUACAUA